ACUUUGUCGCACUUUGUAGUUUGUUUUCUCUGGAGAGACGGUAGAGAAGUUCUGUUGCUUUUGUUUGUGUGAUGAUUUUGAUCAUUUUGAUUAAUUUUUUCAUUCAGGAAGUCACUGGCUAACAGUGUGUUAACCCUUGUAAAAAAUAUAUUAUUGAACCAGGAAUCGGCAAAUUAAUCGGUCAUUUCCUGACCGCAGAGCGGCAGUAAAAUAGCAACUUAUUUUACCGCGACGAUCGGGAGAGCAAGGAGGAAGAAGCUAGUAAGCAGUGAAAGAAAAGAAUUGAAUAUAUACAAUGGCAAAAACAAUGGGAGUUCGAAUAAAAAGGGAAAUAGCUCGAUUAAUGGAAAAACCACCAGAAGGAAUAAGCUGCUAUGCCAGAGAUGAUCGACUGGAUGUUUUAAUGGCUACAAUUAUUGGCCCACAUGGAUCCCCCUAUGAGGGAGGUGUAUUUCAGCUGGUAGUCGUGAUCCCCGACAAAUAUCCUUUCGAACCUCCAAGAAUAAGAUUUUCAACGCCUGUUUAUCAUCCAAAUAUAGACCAAAAUGGUCUUAUAUGUAUGGAUCUCCUGAAAAUGCCACCGAUAGGUGGUUGGAAGCCAACCAUUACGUUGGAAAAUUUGCUAGUUGCCGUCCAACUACUAUUAGGAAAUCCAAAUCCAGAUGAUCCCCUCGUAGCUGAAAUUGCAGAAGAAUACAAAUUCAACCAGGUUGAAUUUGAAAAAAAGGCCAGAAACUUUAUGAUCCAGAAUGUUAGCAAGAAGAGGAAAAAUGCAUUUGAUUAAGUAGAAGUUUGUUGUAUAAGAGGCAAAAACAGCCUUAUAUAUUUUUGCAAGCGUUAUACUAAUAAUUUUAAUACAAUAUAAAAUAAUAUUUAUUUACUUUGAUCUACAGAGGCCCUUGAAUUUUCGCUGUUCACAACUGCGAAUGUUUUUCCUUAAUAUUAUAAACAGCGUCAAAAAUCUUCGAUAAAUUGACUAAACAACGCUCUAAAUACUAACAACUAAAUACGUCUGUUGUAUCGCGACGACAGCGCAAUUUGGAAAUAAGCGAAAAAGUCUAAUAAAUCAUGCAUUUCAUAUCUCAAUAUAACAUUAGUGAUAAAAAUGAAUUACUAUUACGUACUUUUUCUCAUUUUAAUAUUUAUUUAUCUCGCGCUAUCCAAUAUUUUGCUUUCUAGGUGGCGCUGUUGUCAACGUCAAAGAGGUACUCUCGAGGCGUAUAUUAUUUUAAUUAAAACUCCAUUUUCGUACUUCGCAGAUUCAUUUUUUCGGUUCUUUCCAACUUUUUGCGAAGAUUCUUACGAGUGGAAUGUUAUAUUAUCACAGAAAAACAUAUUUUUUUACCAAUUUCAAGGUUUUGACUAAGCAAGCCAUCUUCAAAAACUGUUUUUAAAAUGUCUUAAUAUUGACCAUUUUUUAGGAAUGGUUUGCGCAUGUGAAAAGUUAGAAAGAUAUGAAACUACAUUUUAAGUCAGAACUUUGCAGCGCGACAAUAAAUUAGAAUUUAAGCCAAAUCUUUGCUACUUUAAUUAUUCUAUUUUAAUUCCAAUGAGCCUAGAGCUUUUCAUUGUAACACUAAUUUUCAACUGCCGU
Belonocnema kinseyi is the source of this 1594-nucleotide messenger RNA. Its product is annotated as ubiquitin-conjugating enzyme E2 T-like. The transcript has 3 exons. NCBI's taxonomy places the organism in Eukaryota, Metazoa, Arthropoda, Insecta, Hymenoptera, Cynipidae. The coding region runs from base 296 to 784 and encodes 162 amino acids. The record is from RefSeq and is a predicted model, not a curated record.